Trematosphaeria pertusa is the source of this 1479-nucleotide messenger RNA. Its product is annotated as cytochrome P450 monooxygenase-like protein. Gene Ontology annotation, molecular function: iron ion binding; monooxygenase activity; heme binding. The transcript has a single exon. The annotation marks the transcript as partial. Lineage: Eukaryota; Fungi; Ascomycota; Dothideomycetes; Pleosporales; Trematosphaeriaceae. The record is from RefSeq and is a predicted model, not a curated record.
GUUGCAGGCGUCAGCUCGCAUUUACUAUACUUCAUCCGCGGCGAGCAUCAUGAUCAUGCACCACUCCUCGCCGCACUCGCGCCCCUCUCAUGGACUACCACAUUCUUACUUUUCGCGCAGUCAUUGGCUUUACUAGAAGCUGCAAAGAGUGCGACUCUCCUGCUUUUGAGUUAUGGCACUGGUCUCUACGCAUCUAUUAUCAUUUACCGGCUCUUUUUCCAUCCUCUCCGUGCCUUCCCUGGCCCCGCACUGGCCAAAGUCACCAAGUUCUGGCACAGCGUCAAGCUUUCGAACCUCCGGAACCACGAGCUUCUGGAGGCUCUGCAUCAGCAGUAUGGCGAUAUCGUCCGUAUCGGUCCGAAUGAGGUGGUCGUCUUCAGAGCAGACGGUGUCCCAGCCGUCCACGGCCCCGGCUCCAGAUGCACCAAAGCCCCCUGGUACGACAUGCUCCAGAAAGACCGCUCUAUCCAUGCGACGCGCAAGCCGCACCUACACCAAGCACGCCGCAAGAUCUGGGAUCAGGGUUUCGGUAUGAAGGCAUUGAGAUCGUACCAAAAGCGCGUCAACACACACGUGGAUUCGCUCAGCAAGAACAUUAGCAAGCGGGUAGGAGAGGCUAUCAAUUGCACACAGCUCUUUCUAUUCUUUGGCUUCGAAGUCAUGGGCGACACGGCGUUUGGGUCAGGGUUCGGCAUGUUGGAAACCAACGAAGAACAUCCCAUUGUGCAAAUCAUGAGGAGCGGGAUCUACAUCAUCGGCCGCCUGACGCCUGUGCCAUGGCUCGUCACCGUGCUCACGUCUCUUCCCGGUGCGAAUGCGGACUUCAAGAGGCUGGAGGCGUAUGCAGAGAAGAGCAUUAUCGCACGGUCGAAAAUGGACAGAGACCCAGACGAUGUCAUGUCCAAACUCAUCGCCGCUGCUCGAGAUCCGAAAGACCCGGAUAAGAUUGAUUUCCACUGGCUGGGAGGCGAUGCUAUGGUUAUCAUCAUCGCGGGAUCCGAUACCGUCUCCAUCGCCCUGGCGUUCUUGUUCUACCAUCUUGCUCUUCUACCGGUCCAUAUUGCGAAACUGAGAGAUGAGCUGAGCGGAGUGGAUAUAACGGAUAACAACACCCUGCAAGGGCUUCCGCAUCUCAACGCCCUCAUCAACGAAACACUGCGGCUCUAUCCUCCUGUUCCCUCUGCCCCACUACGACAAACACCCCCCGAGGGCCUGCGCAUAGGCGAGAAGUUCAUCCCCGGAAACGUCGUCAUUUCCACCCCCUUGUGGAGUCUCGGACGUCUCGAGAGCAGCUACGUUCGCGCCUCUGAAUUCCUUCCAGAGCGCUGGUACAAGGGUUCUGAUAUGAUCAAAGACGCACGCGGAUUUGCUCCUUUUUCGAGCGGGGCGCAUAGUUGUUUAGGAAAACAGUUAGCGCAUAUUGAGUUAAGGCUAGUUACUGCGCGGUUGGUGACGCAGUAUGAUUUCGCGUUCGCGGAU